CUCUCUCUUUCCAAUUCUCACAUGCUAUGUCUUCCAUUUCUUCGCACUCUCUGAUUUCCUUUCAUUGUUUUUUGUUCUUAUACUAGCUACCGAGUUUCAGGCAUCAGUUCUUGUUCUUUUUUUAAUUAUUUGCGGAAAAAAUGAGUCGCCGUUCAAGCCACACCAUCUAUGUUGGCAAUCUCCCGGGCGAUACUCGAACGAGAGAAGUCGAAGAUUUGUUCUACAAGUAUGGACCCAUUGUUGAUAUUGAUUUGAAGAUCCCACGACGACCCCCUGGCUAUGCUUUUGUGGAGUUUGAGGAUCCUCGUGAUGCUGAUGAUGCAAUUUAUGGCCGAGAUGGGUAUGAUUAUGAUGGAUUUCGGUUACGGGUUGAACUUGCUCAUGGUAGGCGAAGGUCAUCACCAAUUGAUCACUAUAGUAGUUACAGUGGUAGCAGUAGCAGCCGCGGACAUUCCAGGCGCACAGACUAUCGCGUUUUAGUGUCUGGGUUGCCUCAUUCUGCUUCAUGGCAAGACCUUAAGGAUCAUAUGCGCAAAGCUGGUGAUGUUUGUUUCUCUGAAGUGUUCCGUGAUCAUGGUGGGAUGGCAGGAGUUGUAGAUUAUACCAACUAUGAUGAUAUGAAGUAUGCUAUCAGGAAACUUGAUAGGUCUGAGUUUCGGAAUGCCUAUUCUCAGGCUUACGUACGGGUGAGGGAGUAUGAUUCAAGUCGUAGUCCAUAUAUGUCGCGAAGCCGCAGCCGAAGCCUCAGUCGCAGCCCAAGCUAUAGUUACAGGAGUAGGAGCAAGUCCCCAAGAUCCUUUUCUUCAAGGUCUGCUGCAGGAUCAUCGUCCCGCUCUGUUUCAAGAUCACUCUCAAGAUCCAAAUCUCCACUUGAGUCUCAUCGUCGUAGUAAAGAAGUGAGUAGAAGUCAAGAGAAACCCAGUCCACACUGGGGUCGCAGCAGGAGUCCAAGUCGAUCUCCAUCUCGUUCACCUUCCGUGAGAUCUGAUGACUAGAGAUGGAUAUUAAGGAUAGUCGUGCAGUCGUUCGGUGACAGUGAUAGAAUAUUCGCCUGUCUGAACUUGGAAGAAAAUUUGUUUUUACAGUUGCAUUCGGAUUACUGUUGGAAUAAUGUGUUGUGCUGCAUUUUCUGUAGUGUCUUUGGACUGAUGUUAGUGUAAUAGACUGAAUAAUUAGUUCAUUCAGACAUAUGAUAUGAGAUUAUGCAUCUAGAUUUACAAUGGAAUGCUAA
This is a messenger RNA of Tripterygium wilfordii, 1231 nucleotides long. Its product is annotated as serine/arginine-rich splicing factor SR30-like. Gene Ontology annotation, cellular component: nucleus; cytoplasm; ribonucleoprotein complex. Gene Ontology annotation, molecular function: mRNA binding. Lineage: Eukaryota; Viridiplantae; Streptophyta; Magnoliopsida; Celastrales; Celastraceae. The transcript has 14 exons. The coding region runs from base 141 to 995 and encodes 284 amino acids. The record is from RefSeq and is a predicted model, not a curated record.